CAUGACUGCGUUAAUUAUGUUUUAAUUCCACUUCCGGUGUUGCGGCAUCAAAACAGACUCGACAGCAUGCCUACUCAGCCUGGUGGAGACACUGAAAAAGCGGAUGAAUUGAACGAAAAGCUUGAUGCUUUUGCCAGGGAUUUAAAGCAGGGGUCAAUUGAGGGAUCCUACAAUGUAGCAUUUAGAACAGUCUCUUUGCUGCGAAUAGUGAUUGCACAAUCAAAGUGCAACUCAGCCAAAGAUGUAAUGGAAAUUGUUGUGAAAGAAGGAAAAAAGCUGAUGGCAGCUCAACACUCUGAGACAGCUGUUGGGAAUAUGGUGCGGAGGGUCCUCAAAAUCAUCAGAGAGGAAUAUGCUAGUGCUCUGAGAGGAAAGUCUGAGGAAGGGGACCCACAAGAAUCUUUACAUAAAAUGUUGUUGGCUGAGGGCCAGAUAGACGACUUCAGUCGACCUGUCCCAAAUCUAAAGGCCGCAGUUUUAGAUGCGAUAAAUGAACUUAUUAUAGAACUGGAAAACAGUGCAGACAAUAUCGCUGGUCAAGCCUUAGAACAUAUCCAUGCUAACGAGGUCAUACUAACGGCAGGAAAGUCAAGAACUGUGGAAGCAUUUCUAAAGAAAGCUGCAAAGAAAAGAAAGUUUCAAGUGAUUGUGGUUGAAUGUGCUCCAUUUUUCCAUGGUCAGGAACUAGCCAUGAGUUUGGCAAGAGCCAGCAUAGAGACCACGGUUAUCAAUGACUCAGCUGUUUUUGCCAUCAUGUCCAGGGUCAAUAAAGUCAUUAUUGGAACCCACACAGUGAUGGCGAAUGGAGGAUUAAAAGCAGUAAAUGGAUCUCAUGCAAUUGCACUGGCAGCAAAACACUAUUCAGUUCCUCUAUUGGUUUGUGCAGCAAUGUUUAAAUUAUCACCACAAUAUCUGUGUUCAUAUGACCAGGGUGCAUUUAACAAGUUUGUGAGCCCUAAGGAUGUGAUGAAUUUUGAAGAAGGAACAAUAGCCUCUAAAGUCCAGAUAGAUAACCCUGUGUUUGACUAUGUCCCACCCGAGUUAGUCACGCUAUAUGUAUCUAACAUAGGUGGAAAUGCUCCCUCGUAUGUGUACAGACUUCUGAGCGAAUUUUAUCAUCCGGACGACCAUGAACUUUGAAUCAAAGCCUGUGGCAGUGGUUGAGUUAUGAGAAUUUAGGUGUACAUUAAAUCUGUACAAUUUUUUUAAUGUGACUAGCAUUCUUUUUCACAUUCUAAUUAAAAUCAAUCUUUAAUCUGCUCAUAUAAUUCACUACACUAGGUCAUUGUAUUGAGUAUGUGAACGGAUUUAACAUUAACUGUAGAUUACUGACACAAUGCCUUUUUCAGUGUCAGAAACAGAAAUUUGACCAUUUUCCUAGCAUGCACUUUAAGUUUUGAAGCAGAUUUUAAAAAUAUAUAAUGAUGCUUUAUUUUAAAAUAGAGCAAAAUUUGUGUAAAAAUGUGAUAACUGGGAAAUAGAAUAUGUUGUGCAUGUUUAAGUGUUGUGGCAGAGAAAGAGGUUAAAGUGAAGGAUGUAUUGAAUUUCCUCUUUUAAUCGUACCGGAACUGACUACAAAAAUAAACUUUAAUGUCCUGGUAUGAAGUUGAACAUGGCUGUUGAAUAAUACUGGCAUCAUUUCCUUGUUCAGUUCUGGCACGAAUCAGCUGAUUGUAGAGAUGUAUAAACACAAUAUAGACAUAACUCCUCCUUCAUCUAGAAGCACUACCUGUGUAUAUUCCACUCAGUGACAAGAAAAUCUCACAAGUCAGGUUUAAAUAAUUUAUUUUUUAAAGUCUGUAUAAAAUUCAUGAAAUAAAAAGUUAUCAAAAGUCA
Molecule: messenger RNA, 1836 nt
Organism: Ostrea edulis (European flat oyster)
Lineage: Eukaryota; Metazoa; Mollusca; Bivalvia; Ostreida; Ostreidae
Product: translation initiation factor eIF-2B subunit beta-like
Exons: 13
Coding region: 67-1140 (357 amino acids)
Biological process (GO): translational initiation
Cellular component (GO): eukaryotic translation initiation factor 2B complex
Molecular function (GO): translation initiation factor activity; guanyl-nucleotide exchange factor activity
Source: RefSeq, a predicted model, not a curated record